AUGUCUACAUCCAAUUUAACAACAACUACUGCAAACUCUGCUUCUGUUUCAAGUACUGGUUUCGGUUCAAAUAUCCCAUCAAUUUCAAUAACAAACACAUCUCUUUCUCCUUCCCCUUCUUCUCCUUCUAGUACUAUUACCGCUAGUAAUAAUAAUACCACGAAUAUGUUCCCAAACCAUCAAGAUCCUCAUUCCUUGGAUCCAUUAGCAAUGAGUUCCAAUUCAAUAUCUUUAAAUCCUUCAAAUAACACCAUUAACAACAACAGCAGUAACAACAGUAAUAACCAUCAUCAUAAUGGUAAUAAUAGUGCUGUUGAUUUGGCUAAAUUAAGAAGAGAAUCUAUAGCUCAUUCUCAAGGGAUGGGUGGUGUUACUUGGGGUUCAUUGACCAUCGGUUCUUGGUUAAAAGACGAAGUCAUGUUCCAUGCAACAUUGAAGAAUCCAAAUUCAAACCCAAUGAUAUCCAAAUCAAGAAAUAAUAGUAUCUUUAAUACUUUAAGACGACCUUCCAUAAACGUUAAUAACAUUAAUUAUUACGCAUCAUUCGGUAAUUCCCACUCUCCUCCAGUAUCACAUAAUGCCUACAUGCCCGAUUUGGAACAAGAGUAUUGUAAAGAUUAUUCUUGUUGUGGAUUAUCAUUACCAAGUUUACAUGACUUAUUGAGGCAUUACGAAGAUGCCCAUAUAGAAAGUGGGAAUCCAACUUCAAAUUCUAUUUCUAGUAAUACCACUACGGCUACAACUACUGGUAAGAAAACUAAGAAGGUUCAAUCACAAAAUAAACAAAACAUUCAUAAUAGUGACAAUAAUAAUCAAACUCAUAUAAUACAACAGACUUUGGAUCAAAAUAAAAAUACAAUACCGAUGAAUCAAUCUACAACAACUUCGAAUGCAAAAUCUAAAAAGUCGAAGUUGUCAUCAAUGGAUCCAUCUUCUUCUUCUUCUUCUUCUUCUUCUUCCACAACAAAUAGUAACACUCACACCAAUACUUCUGUACCCAUUAAUAACAACAACAAUAAUACUAAAACUAAUACAAACACAAAUAUUAAUGGUAAUUUGGUUGAUACUGUCCCUACAAGUGAUGUUUUCUUACAACCUACAAUAAACAGUAACAAUAAUAAUAACACUAGACUUCUAACUCUUCUGCUUCUUCAACAGUACCACAUCAUACUUUCAACAAUUACUCAUUCAAUAACGGUGGUGGUAGUAACAAUAAUAACAAUAACGAUAAAAGUUAUACCACUCAAAAAAAUAAAUAAUAAUUUGAACAUAUCGAAUAAUCUUCUUUCCAACGCUACAAAUGCCAACAACAACAACAACAACAAUAAUAAUAAUAGCGAUUUUAGCAUGAGAAAUGAUUCAAUCGAUAUCUCGUUCAUGGAUGGGAACUUGCUAACAAAUGAUACUUCAUUUUCACCCACCUUCAUGAAUAUAGAUCAUCAUAUGGCUUCUUCAAUGAAUGAUCCAUCUCAAUUCUUAUCACAACAAUCACAACAACAAUCCCAUCGUUUGUCUUCUACUACCACUGCAGGGGUUAUGGGUCCACCAACACAACAUUCUAUUAAUAAUGUAUUGUCGAACCUUCAUAACCACACAUACAACAGUAACAACAACAACAAUCAUAAUAACAAUCAUAACAACAACAUACAAUCAAACAAUAUGUCAUUGGAUGCAACAACCGCUGCUGUAAAUCUUCCACAACAUGGUUUAAUAAAUGCAAAUAUACUUCAUUCUAAAAAUAGUACAAAUACAAAUACUAUGACACCUCAGACAUUUCAACUACCAUCACGACAAAAUAAUAAUACUACUACAAAUAACAAUAACAACACUAAUAUUAAUAAGAACAACAAUACGUCCAAUAAUAACAACAACCCUCACAUUAAUAAACAUCAACAACCUGGUUAUAUAGAUGAUCCGGCAAGAAGGCUAUACGUGAUGGAUCAUGAAGAACAUAAACCAUUUAAAUGUCCCGUAAUCGGAUGUGAAAAGACUUACAAGAAUCAAAAUGGGUUAAAAUAUCAUAAAUUACAUGGUCAUCAAAAUCAAAAACUACAAGAAAAUCCAGACGGUACAUUCACAAUACUAGACCCAGAUUCAAAUGAACCAUUCUUUGAUAAUCAAGGCAACGCAAAAGAUAAACCUUACCGUUGUGAAGUUUGUGGUAAAAGAUAUAAAAAUUUGAAUGGGUUAAAGUAUCAUAGAGGUCAUUCAACUCAUUAA
Messenger RNA from Naumovozyma dairenensis CBS 421, 2220 nucleotides. RefSeq lists its product as uncharacterized. Gene Ontology annotation, cellular component: nucleus. The transcript has a single exon. The record is from RefSeq and is a predicted model, not a curated record. The coding region runs from base 1 to 2220 and encodes 739 amino acids. NCBI's taxonomy places the organism in Eukaryota, Fungi, Ascomycota, Saccharomycetes, Saccharomycetales, Saccharomycetaceae.